GGUUCGCAACGCACUGACUGUUGGGAAAUCGUUUCUUCCACAACAGCUCGCUCAUAUUGGACAAGUCAUUUGAACGAGUUUUGCGUUAUACUUGACGAUUUCACUGAAGUGCUGACCUGCAAUUUUUGUUUUUUUUUGUUUUUGUCUCGCGGCUCUGUCGCGUCCCAAAAUUAUCGGUGCAUCUGAGGGCGGAAGAAGUGCACCGAGAGGUUCUUCAGAACUAACUGAUUACCAGGAUAACAGCUUUUUAUAGCCUCAAAUUAUAGCCCAGCUCGAUCAGAAAAACGGUGGUGUGAACACAGUAGUGAUGUCUAAUUAUAAGUGUGAAAAAAAUGAAGUGCCAACGACACAGUCAGCCAACGGAUCCACAGUACCUCUGGUGGACUAUAAAAAGGCUGAUCCCGAAGCGGGAGAAGAUUAUGACCCCUUUCAGCACCGUAAAUUGGAUCAUCCUACCUCGGAUCUGGACACCUUGAUUCAUUUGCUCAAGGGGAGUCUGGGAAGUGGUAUACUUGCCAUGCCCUUAGCAUUUGCCCGUGCAGGUCUAUUCAUGGGCCUGUUCUGUACUUUUGGUAUCGGUAUAAUUUGCACGUACUGCGUUCACAUCUUAGUAAAGAGCGCACACGAACUGUGUAGAAGGACGAGGGUGCCUUCCUUAGGUUUUGCUGAAGUGGCCGAGGCUGCCUUCUUAUCAGGCCCAUCAUCGAUUCGGCCAUGGGCAAAAUUUGCCAAAGCCAUGAUAAACAUGUUUCUUGUUAUAGAUCUGAUCGGCUGCUGUUGCGUGUACGUCGUUUUCGUCGCCGACAGCUUACAGGCAGUCGUAGACGUAUUAUUUCAUGUAGAGAUCGACGCUCGUAUAUACAUGGUGGCCCUUUUGCCCUUCCUAAUAUUAAUGAACCUUAUCAGGAAUUUGAAGUACCUUUCUCCCUUGUCCAUGGUUGCCAAUAUACUAGUAGCCACCGGUUUGGGAAUAACCUUCUAUUAUAUUUUCAUUGAUUUACCCGCGGUGGCCGAUAGACCCGCGGUAGCUCCCAUCACCGAAAUGCCCGCCUUCUUCGCCACCGCUAUCUUUGCUUUGGAGGGCAUCGGUGUAGUUAUGUCUUUAGAAAAUAACAUGAAAACUCCCACACACUUCAUCGGAUGUCCUGGGGUCUUGAACAUUGGAAUGUUCUUUGUCGUCGUGCUAUAUGCCUCAACCGGGUUCUUUGGCUACCUCAAAUAUGGUGAAGACACUAAGGCCAGCAUCACUCUCAACUUGCCACAUGAACCGCUUGCCUACUCCGUGAAACUCAUGAUCGCCCUGGCUGUCUUCAUCACGUAUGCCCUGCAGUUCUACGUUCCGAUGGAGAUCAUCUGGAAGGCGGUAAAAAAUAACGUGGGUUCCAGAAAAACGUUGGCAGAAUACGGCAUCCGAAUCGUUUUCAUAAUCUUGACAGUAAUCAUGGCUGUGCUCAUCCCGAAUUUGGGAGCCUUCAUCUCCCUAGUAGGAGCCGUAUGUCUGUCAAUGUUGGGCCUGAUUUUCCCAUCCAUCAUUGAACUGGUCACUUAUUACGAGGAGCCCGGUCUAGGUAGGCUUAACUGGAGGUUAUGGAAAAAUUUAUUCCUCAUAUGUUUCGGUCUGGUUGGUUUCGUGACCGGGACAUACUACAGUGUCCAUGAGAUCAUAAGUGGUUGAAAGACUAUGUACAUUUCUAAGUGUUUCUAUCGUCUCCUUCAGGGAGUCAAGUCCGUAGGACUCAGUUCUGCCGCAUUUUGGGUAUUCCACCGGCUGGAACCCGGUAGUUGUUUUCAUUGAUUCCAACAGUAGUAUUUUUCGGAUAAUAUUUUAAUGCGACUCCCUGACAAAGAGGCUUCUUUGCGAAUCACUUGCUCACUUUCACCCUUAUUCUAUUCAAAAACCAUUAUUGUAAAGGACAUAUAUAGAAGUAUUUGCAAAGAGGUACUUUUAUAUGAAAUUCGAAACGCUGCUUACCUCAUUACAAACAAAUAGGGACGUUUAGAAAUGCUGCGCUAAAUAUAGAGUGUAGACUGCAGUUUUAACUGUGAUUUUUCCAAAAUAAAAAUAUUUUCUAUUGAUAGUAUCUCAUGACCUUUUUCUCUCCUUUUCGUUAGUUUGUAGUUUAUUUCGCAUUACACCUUUUCCCAUAUAAUUUAAUCUUUUUAUAGUGAGAGAUUGAUCAGCCAUCCAAUAUUUAUAAAAACGUAAUUGUGAUUAUUAGAUUAGUUUAUUUUGAUAAGCUCAAAUUAUAGUGUCCUUAUGUCGGUGUUCAUUACUUUUAACGGAAUAAAUUUUUCCUUUUCCCUAGAAGCAAUCUAGAAAGUACUACUAAAAUUAAGAAUAGAUUCAUUAUAGUUAUACAAUUGUGGAAAUAUUCGUAAAAUAUUUGGUUUAUUUUGAUUCAUUGCAUACCAAAAUAAUUUACAGAAGUAAAUUUAUUCCUUGACAUGUAAUUUUCCAUGUUUUUUUACCAUACUAGCAUAUAAAUAGAGAAACUUUAUUUUCCUUUAUAAUUAUUCGUAUAAACGAGAAAAAUAGAACAAAAUUAAAAGAUUUUUACGAUAUUUUAUGAACCUUCCCACAGUUAGAACUUAUUUCCAUACCCAUUUUUUUUAAAUUUCCCUAUUUCAAAGCCUAAAUAAUUUCAUCAAAAUAUUUAUCCAUAAUUUAGACAGAAUGGGCUUCCAAAAAAGAGACAAGUAAAAACAAUCCUAACUAAUUGAAUUUUGAUUCUUCAGCAACAUAAAAAUUAACUUCUGUUUAAAAUUGGAUCAAAUUAAACUAGAUUCUUUUUACUUGUUGGAUGAAAUAUUGUCCAUAAUUGAUUUAUUUUUCAAAGAAGCAUUGCCGCAUUAAACGCAAAUACUUUGACAUAACUUUCAGUGUUCAGACAAUAAACGGUAUAUUUUGGUAAGAAAUUAACGGCAAUGGUUCUUCCAUGUAUCACAUGCCUUUGUAAGUUCCAGUGUUAGGAUCAUAUUCUUAGAAGUUUUGAACGCUAACGCAAGAGAACACAGUAAGAAAACAUUAUUUAUAGUUCCAAAGGAACUGUUUGACUUGGUGCCUUAUGUUAUCCCGACUCUGGAUUUUUCUCCAGAUGUUGGGCCAAAAAAAAAAGAAGCUGAAAAACAGGGUCGGUUUCAGUGGUGAAAUUAUUUUUUAUAUGUUCCUUUAAAACACACAGACAACAAGUUGGAAUUAUUAUCGCGAUUAAAGUGUUUUAUUUUUGUUGGUUCGCUAUGUUGUUUAUUAUUUAUUUUACGACGGUUUGAAUUCGAUAUUAAAGGAAAAUAGUAUUUUUAUACCAGUUUCUUCUAAGUCAUGAUCUGUGUGUUAGAUAACAGCUAGAUUUUUAAGUAAGUAUUUAUUUAAUAUUGUAAGACAAAUUUGAUCUAUCUCAAUCACAGAAAUAGUUAAACUAUACGUCAUCCACUGCUUGCAUUAUUCAAUUUUGUCUUAUUGUAUUAUGAAGCGUUUUCAAUAAGUAGAAAGUACAAAAUUUCUGUGCAAAAUUUUCUUAAAUAUUCUUUUAUACAAUUUUCAUACUUUCACAGCAUCCUAAUUAUAAAACCUUAUUUUUGUGAAGAACAAGUUGAAUUUGAAUAAAAUUCUUUUGUGAUAACUUGAGUAAAGUUGUUUUGAAAAAUUAGCGUAACAAAAUAAUAUUAUAAGUGUCGUUCCUUGCGAAUGAAAAUUUUGUACACAAAUUUUAUUGGAAAAUGGAAUUAAGUCGAUAGUUCCCAAACAUUUUGUUAUGCUGAUAUUAUGUAAAUCACUAUAAAAAAAUAAUAAAGAAAUUGUUUUCAGUA
Molecule: messenger RNA, 3807 nt
Organism: Anoplophora glabripennis (Asian longhorned beetle)
Lineage: Eukaryota; Metazoa; Arthropoda; Insecta; Coleoptera; Cerambycidae
Product: proton-coupled amino acid transporter-like protein pathetic
Exons: 5
Coding region: 308-1675 (455 amino acids)
Biological process (GO): amino acid transmembrane transport
Cellular component (GO): vacuolar membrane
Molecular function (GO): amino acid transmembrane transporter activity
Source: RefSeq, a predicted model, not a curated record